Manduca sexta (tobacco hornworm) is the source of this 826-nucleotide messenger RNA. Its product is annotated as coiled-coil domain-containing protein 103. The transcript is spliced from 2 exons. Gene Ontology annotation, cellular component: outer dynein arm. The record is from RefSeq and is a predicted model, not a curated record. The coding region runs from base 372 to 629 and encodes 85 amino acids. Gene Ontology annotation, biological process: determination of left/right symmetry; epithelial cilium movement involved in extracellular fluid movement; inner dynein arm assembly. NCBI's taxonomy places the organism in Eukaryota, Metazoa, Arthropoda, Insecta, Lepidoptera, Sphingidae.
AGAGCGUUCAAACAAACAAACUCUUCAGCUUUAUAUAUUAGUAUAGACAACAUGCAUGAAAAUAAUUGUUUACUUAUUAGGAGAGAAUAACGAACUUAGUAAACGUUGAUAUCAGCUGAAUUGAAGCGCGCAGAAAUUACUCCAAUUGACGUCGGCCCUGUGGAGGCCCUGUGCGUCGGACAAUAGCUCGUUCCUAUAACAAUAGUUACCAUAACAACCGUCAAAAUACUGUUAUUGAAUCCAAAUCUACAAGAAGCGAAAUCAAUUCUCUUUGAGCGAAAUACAAAAUCAAUUUACGUUCGCUCUACAUCGUUCUUUACCAUUGUAAAAAAGCAUACAAAAAGUUAAUUUUCAAAGCGUAUUUUCGAAAGAUGAAUAAGCCUUUAAGCCAAGAAGAUGUGGCAGCUAUGGAGGGACAACUGAGGGAUUCCGUGGAGGAGGAUAGGAAGUACUGGCGAGUGAACAAUGUGAAAUGUGAUGCGAUUUACUCCGCUAAGAACUACGAGGAGUUUGCAGAUCGAGUAGCAGCGGCUCAUCUGCAACCUCUGCAGAGAAGCGACUAUAAGAACAAAACUCCUAAAAGCUGGAACCAAUACGCUACCAAUACUAAAAAUUCGUACAAUGAGUGAUGCGAUAAUUAGCUGUAAAUUUAUUAUGUUUUUUUAUUCACAUAUAUUAGGCUUGUAGUUUUAUAGCUUGUGGAGUCCUUAAAUGAUAUUUGCGGCCUAAAUUAUUUCUUUAUUUUUUUUUGUUUCGUUAACUUUUUAGACUAGUUAUUCGUUAAAUCCAUUUCACUAAUUCAUUAAAUAAAAUUAUUAAGAACAUA